CAGUACAGUAUGACCCGCAAGUACAAAAUAAUCGUGUCAGUCUUUAUAAGACUGUACAGGAGAAACAUGAUUUCGAGCAAGGAACACAGCAUCAUGUGCCAGGCCAUAACCUUCAUAGGAUUAGACCACUUAUAGCUCAUAUUUUGCAAACAACGAAGCCACCAUCGCGGCAUAGUGGAAGUAGCGUUUCACUUAACAACUAUAUCACAACGAAAUCAACUUUGAAAAGUCCCUUGUUUUCUUCAUCUGCGACUGCUACUGAAUCUACCUUACAAGUAAUAGAUCAUGUAGUGAAUCAACAUUCUACUAACACUGCAAGUGUAGGAUCUGCUACGCCUAACAGUCCCUUGAAUGGGGAAAGGGAGAGUAUUCUCAGUACUCCGGUACCUCAUGUACCGUCAAAUGAAGAACAGUCCCGAGACACAGCUAUGGGAGAAGUUUCUCUUGCUAAUAGUAAAGAGAAUUUAUCUUCUGGUACUAGAUCAUUAUGUUGCAAUAACUUAUCACAUUCAAGCGCUUCAGAAAGACCUAAUCAAAAACAUCAAGUUCUGUCUGAGGAGGAUCUGAGUCAGAGUGCUGUAGGAAGCAAUAAGCAGUUGCAGGGGAUUUAUACAUCAGUUACAGAUGUAUCAAUUACAAACAUUAGUUAUCCCAGCAAACAAGGUUCUUAUACUUUCUUACUCUCAUCGAAAAGUGCAAAACACCAGGAUACAAACAAAGAAAAAUUCACAACUGAAAUUCAGGAAAGACAGAAUGAUAAUGCUGGAAUAAAAUCUGCCAAUGUUGGAAUUAGUAUGACCAGUCUUACCAUCAGCCAAAACGACAGUGUGGAUAACGUGUUUGACAAUAGCGACAGGUCAUUGCCUUUGCAUGAUGUGUCUAAAGUAUAUGUUACUUUGUCAUCCAAUCCUCAUCCCACAGAGGAAGCAUUAUUCUUUGAUGGUGACAGUGAAUAUGCACCAACACCUUUGGCUUUGCCGCUAUUUGGCCUCGAAACAAGUUGGAGUGACAGUGAUCGGGCAGAAUAUGUGAGGCGCUCAGUAGAGUCUUUCUUGCCUAAUGACUUAUCUCCCGUGAAAAAUGUACAUGAAGAUCUUAUUGAUGAAGGCAACAAGGCUGUAGUGGCCAGUCAGAAAAAUCCAGACAGCUAUAUACAUUUCCAGGAAGGUGAUGGAAAUUAUGAGGCAGUGAAAUCAAAAACAGUCAUGCUCCUUCCUGAGAGACAUAUUGGUGGUUAUGAGAAAGGGUAUGCUAUAAACAGCACACCUACCUUGAGUUCUGAGAAAUCACCAGAAAGCAGUCAAAGACUUGAAGAUGUCAGUGCAAGAAAACGUAAUGCACAUAUGCUCCUCAGCUAUAAUGGUAGUUCCUCUGUUUCAGAAGUUCCAUUCCAGAGGGAUGUAGGUGGAAAUCUCAGAGAAUUUAAUACUGGAAGGCUCGAACGCGCCGUUGACAGGAUAGACAGUUCAAAAGCAAAAAUUGUCAGUCACUUUGGAGCUGUAACAGAAGAUAACAUGCAAGACAGAAGUGGCAUAGUCGAUGAAAUUGGAUCCAGAAAGAUUAAUGCCAUAGGUAGGAAUGGAACAAGCACAUCAUCAGCCUAUUACAACUACAGAGGUGGCGUGAAAGAUGAACAAAAUGUGAGGACUGAUAAAUUCGGUCAUUCUAUACCUCUGGAAUCAGUUGGCGAGCCAAGUAUUGUUGACAGGAAAAGCUCUGAGAUUGGUAGCACCACCACUGAAGAAGUGAGCGCCAGGAGAAUGGCUGCUGGAGAUAAAGCAGAGCCAUCUAGCCUGCUGGAGGUAGAGCACAUGUGUCGUGCCUGCUCACAGGUGUGCCACCACACGACUGCCGAAAUAGGGAGUGCGGGCAGAGUGCGCUGUGGCUGUUUCCGCGGCUACACUGUCGCUUCAGAUUGGCAGCACUGUGCCGAUGUGGAUGAGUGUCUGGUCAAAGACUCUGUCUGCCAGAAUGGUAUCUGCCUCAACACCCUUGGGUCCUUCACGUGCCUCUGCCGACCCGGUUACCAGCAGAUCGGCAGUGACUGUUUCGACAUUGACGAGUGUGCUAUUGGAGCGGCUUGUGACCAGCUCUGCAUCAACUUACCAGGGAGCUACCAGUGCUGGUGUCGGCGGGGCUUCACACUGUCGACCGUCAACCGCCGCCUCUGUGUCGAUCUAGACGAGUGCUCACUAGGGGUGGCACUCUGUGCUGGGAACUGCCUCAACACUUUUGGUAGCUUCAUCUGCCGCUGUCCCCCAGGGGCUACACUCCAUGCUGAUGGCAGAACCUGCAUUGCCAAAGCUUUGGAAUCCAGAGAUCACUCUCCACACAUUGUGCUACACAGGGGCUCAACAGUACAGCCACCAGGAGAGCAGAGUAUGUUGGAACUGCCCACAGCACGUGCUGGUGGUAGUGCCCAUUCAGCACUGGAGAAGAGGAAGCUCCACUUGGAAACACUGCACAAUGUGGCCACACUCAGGAGCUCCACAUCCCGGAUGAAACUGAACAAAAAGCCACUCAAGACAGAGAUAGCCCAUCAGACAACUACAAGAAGACCAAACCCUAAAGAUGGGGCACACGAUGAGUACAGAGACACUGGCUUCGAGUCAGUACCUCCUGCUUUCAACACUGGCAGGUCUAGUCCUGUGCGAGAUGAGGGACAAGUUCAGGAUGGUGAGGCACAGGACAGAGAACACCGUCACUUGUAUGGUGCAAAUGGGGUUUCUGCAGAAAGAGGCCUGUCAGCAAGUUCCAAGAAUAUAAGGACUGGUGACUUGGGUACCAGAUAUAAUGGUAAUGUAGGUAAGCCACAUUUCACAGAUGUAUUGGGACCAACAGUAGUAGUGGCAAUGAAAACAGAACAAGAAACUGAGGCAGCAGAUAUGUUUCACAUAAACAGAGUCCUAUCUGAGUCUCAAGUGACUACUGAACUUCCUCUUCAAGCCACUGACCUACCUACAACAAAAGUAUCUGGAGUCGGAUCACCAAAACCGAGUCAUCAGCCACAGGACGAAUUACAUCAAAGCACUCAAACAUCGGCAUCUACUGGUAACACAGUAUUCGGAAUUUACUCGAAGCACAACAAGCGCCGGAGCUGCAUCCCAAUGUGCAGGAAUGGAGGAACGUGCAAUACUGCAGCAGGAGCAUGUACCUGCCUGGCAGGCUUCCGUGGCCACUACUGCCAGCUGGAUCGCAAUGAGUGUAUAGAGGAAGAUAGACCGUGUGGCAGCCACCUGUGUGUGAAUGCAUGGGGCUCGUACCGGUGCCUCUGCCCUGCCGGCUACCGCACUUCGGCAGGCGGGACGUCAUGCGUCCAGGAAAGUGCCUGGCGUGAUCUCCAUGUCGCAAACAUGGUCAUAGAGGAUCGGCAGCCAACCCCUCUGCCGCCGCCUUCUGCUGAAAAUGUAACAACUCUGCAACAUUUCAGCAUUGCAGCUGAAAGAGAAAAAAGUGUAACUGAGCUGACCACUGUCAGUCCCAAGCUGGGCACUCGGGAAUGGCCACUGGAAGAAUUGGUGAAGAAUGGAAGUGCAAGCUCAGAAAACAGUGCAGAUGUAAAUAUCUCCAGCAGUAAUUUAAAAACAUAUGGGCCCUCUCCAGCUAUUUUGAGGAACAACACUGACAAGUAUUCGAAUAUACUAUCAGAAAUGCUCACCUACAGUUUUGCUCUAUACACCAAUCCUGGCUCAAGAGCCACAACAUUUGCCACUACUUCAGCAGUUACAGAAGGAGCUGUUGGUAGCAAUUCAUCCAGCAGCAGCAGCAGUCACACAAAGAAGCCCACACAAACAACGCCAUUAGAUGAUGUUUCUCAAGCAGUCACUUAUACUGUUGCUGUUGUGCCUAAACUUUAUGAGCAUAGAUUUUCAAAUGUUUCUUCAGUGAGUUUAGUCAAAAACAUGAAGAAUGCUAGAGAGUCUGUUCAAGAAUAUGUAUCUGGAGAGUACACACAGUCUAACAAAUCAAACACAAAUGUGCACAAUUCAGUACCUUUGAUAAAUAGUGCUUCUAAUGAAUUGUCGAAAAGCUCGGAUGCUUCUACACUAAUGGAACAUUCAACUACAAAGAAUCUUAGUGACCCAGAGAUAAAAUUUAAUGUAUCACACAUGGGUAGAAAUUGCAGUUCAUCAGUUACAUCUAAUGUUUAUGACAGUCAGCUCGGUUAUGAGCCUAAAUCGAUAACAAGUGAUGACAGAAAUUUAAAUGCCGAGAAAAAUAAUGCUGUGAACAAAACCACUAUUCAGAGUGACAAGCCUGGGGAACACAAUUUGAUAGAGAAAGAUUCAGCAGGCAGUGUACAACAACCUGCAGUUUCUUAUGUGGCAGAGAACAGCAUAAACACCUCAGAUAUCGGGACAGCCUCGAGUGCAUAUGGACAAAGAAUUCUACACACAGAUCAUAAAUUGGUCGAGCACAGUGGAACAGAUAUGUUACGUACCACGUUACCUUCAACUGACAGUGAGGCUCAAGAUUUCACUGCACUGCCAACAGUCACACAAAAAAUGGAACUUGUGAGAGAAGAACAAGAUACACUGGAAUUAAAAAUUGAGACACAGCAGAUUCAGAAGCCAGAUGAAACAAAAUUCAAAUCCAUAAAGAUGAAGAAAGUCAGGUCCAGUGUGGAGAAAAUGAAUAAACAAACAAAAAGCCAAGAAGAGAGAAGUGGAGAGAUGGGAAGAGGACGCAUGGCAGCUUCAAGACCGCCUGAGAGUAGAAUGUUCCUCCUGGAGCCACUGCCGACUCCGACCCCAACCACAGCUGGUACACUGCCGCCAUUGCCUACUCUCGGAGCACCACCACAGUCUGGAGCUGACUGCUUCUUCAAGUAUCGCAGGAUCCCAUCAGGCCAGAGCUUCUACAAGGAUGCCACAAACUGCACUAGUUGCAUAUGUCGGGACAGUGAGGUGAGAUGUGAGAAGAGGCAGUGCCCUGCAGAGCCAUUGCACUGUGAGGAGCCGGUGGCCGGCCGCUGCUGCCGACACUGCCCGCAGGACUGCGUCCUGGAGUCGGGCGACGUGCUGCUGCCGGGGGAGACGUGGACGUCGGCUCUGGAUCCUUGCAGGGUCUGCCGCUGUGCUCCAGGGAACCCUGGGCGCACUGUCUGCCACGAUGUGGAGUGCCCGCCCCCUGCAUGCCCAGCCCGGGACGCGGUGCUAGUGGCAGGCGAGUGCUGUCCUCGCUGCCCACCCUCGCCUGGCUGUAUCCAUCGGGGCCGCUUCCUCUACGAGGGCCAGCUGUGGCUCAACCGUGAACAUGGUUGCCACUCCUGCCUCUGCAAGAAUGGCCAAGUGGAAUGCAGCCCUGUGGAGUGCACACUGCAGUGCUACCACCCACGGCUCACGCCCGGCGAGUGCUGUCCCCUGUGCAAGGGUUGCCAGUACGGCAGCCGCACAUACGACGACGGCCAGCUGUUCCCACACCCGUCGCUGCCCUGCACCACCUGUGUCUGUCAGCAAGGAAACAUCACAUGCUAUCCAGAGGUGUGUCCAGUGGCCAACUGCUCGCACCCCCUGCUGGCUCCCUCUGGGGGCGGCGGCAGUGGCAGCUGCUGCCCCCGCUGCCUGCACUGCCUCCUCGAGGGACAGAGGCUGCUGCAUGGCACCUCCAUCCUCCUGCUGUCUGCCAACACCACCUGCCACAACUGCUCCUGCCAUUAUGGCAAUGUGAGCUGCUCGCCCACACCCUGCGAGACGACGUCGGGCUGCCGCCUGGAGAGCGGGGCAGUGGUGCCACUAGGCUCUCAGUUCUGGCCGGCGCAGGACGUGUGCACCGUCUGCCGCUGUAACGAGGGUGGCCGGGCCCACUGCCAUUCCGCCGACUGCCCCGGCCCCCCCUGCACGCACGGCGUCCUGCUGCCCGACAGCUGCUGCCUCGACUGCUCCAAGUGCGACUACCGGGGAGAACUGUUUGAGGAGAAGCAAGUGUUCCUUCUGAAGACAGACCCUUGCCAGAGCUGCAGCUGUGCUGGCGGCAACGUCACCUGCCACAACAUCUGCGGCGAUUCGUCUGCCGUGAGGCUGCCCGGAGACUGAAGCGAGAAAGAAGCCUGGUACCUGUGAACACGAAGCGUCUGCUACUGUCAUUGUCCUAGAAUCGAACAGAUCCAAUUGUUGUGCUAAACAGAAUGUGCAUUUAUUGGGGAUGGGUUGGUUGGGGGCCAUUUUUAGAUGGAGAUCUUGUAUUUUUAUCCACAUUGGAUACUGUAAUGUACAGAAAUUGUGGGUGAUGCUUGUGGUCUUUUCAGAAAGUGAGGAUGUUACUUGCCACUUGUAUAAUUCUUAUGUAUUUGAUGCAUAGGGAAUUAAUAUUUUUGUUAUUAUUAUUAUUAUUAUUAUUAUUAUUAUUAUAGAGUUCUAAUGUCUCCCUCAAAUUUGGUUCAGUGCUUCUGCCACAUUUUCUCAAAUUCUGUUUGUUUUAAUUUAUUUUCAGUAUCACUCCACGCACUAGUUUAUAACAUGAAGGAUAGAAUGAACGCUAGACUAGUAGUAUUUUAAACUCUCACAUUGUACAUUAAAUGCCUUAGAACUGUAGCACUUCAGGAUGUCACCACUGACAGAUUCCAUCCCAUUAUCUGAACAGCAUCGAUUAAAAACUCGUGUGAUACUUAAUAAAUCAUUAUCUUGUGUGUAAUUAAUAAGCAGAUAGACAGCAAGAGUAUAUUUUGAAAUAGUUUGUGGAAUAUGCACUUUGAAAAGCACAUUAGGGAGAUCUUGUAGAUGUAUAUAGUUAUCAUUAAGCACACAUGGAAGAAAAAGUGCAAACUAGAUGGUAUUACCAUAUGGUGAAAUACGAGACUGCCUCCCUGCAUACUGCACUAUUCCAGUGCACCUCUUUCCUUCGGCUUUGCUGGAAAUCAGUUUAAUUCCCCUUUCUGUGGGUAUCUGAAUGAACACAACGUUGUUACCUCAUAAUCUACUUUGUUGCUAAACAAGAUAAGGAUAGCAGUGCAAUAUAUUUCUACAUUUACAGUUCACAGAGCUUUUGAUAUGUACGUCAUUCUUCAUUUUCUUCCUUAUGAUGCUGAUUACUCAGAAGAGGUCAUUUUGAUUUUUUGUGUGUCAUGGUACACACAGAUUUUAAUUAGAUUUUUUAUAGGACUCCAUGUAAUAAUUAUUGCUAAUUCAUAAGUAACUGUUUGAUUUGUGACAUUAUUUUUAUCAGAGCAUUUGAAAUAAUUAUUUUUCCACAGUGUGCUUAUAGUUUACAAUCAAAUAAUUUCUGUAUUUGUAAUACUUAUACCCCACACAUGAGAGGUAUGUGCUAUUAAAUAUUUACACCUCUCCUCAGCCGGCCUAAUAUAUGGAAAAUAUGGACACUUGACCAAUGAGAGCAAUAACAGACUGCAGUAAAGUCCUAGUAAAAUGUUCAGUUUUUUUAACAGAUUGUAGUAGUUUAUCUGUUUCUGAAAACACCAUAGGAGUAGUGCACUAUCAAACUUAGAGAUACUGAUAUCCUCAUGAACUACAUUGUCUUCCAUAAAUUUUCUCCUGCACAUUAUUAGACAGCAUGUGUUGUAUAUCAAAUUAUAAAACUUUAUACAUGUUGAAAGUCACUAGUUAUUACAUUGUGAAAUUGCCAUUUAUAUUUAUUCAGUUACAAUGGGAAAUUCUGAC
Molecule: messenger RNA, 7616 nt
Organism: Schistocerca piceifrons (Central American locust)
Lineage: Eukaryota; Metazoa; Arthropoda; Insecta; Orthoptera; Acrididae
Exons: 13
Coding region: 429-6035 (1868 amino acids)
Molecular function (GO): protein binding; calcium ion binding
Source: RefSeq, a predicted model, not a curated record